AAAUGCAGCGAAAGUUGAGACAAGAGAUUGAGACACAAAUCGGAGACCGAAUGCCAACACAUGAGGACAGGAAUCGAUGCCAUUAUGUCAUGGCUUUCAUUACGGAAACACUGAGGUUCAGGAAUAUAACUCCAAUGGGUGUCCCACAUAAGGCUGUCGUCCAGAGUACUAUCGGUAAAUAUACGAUCCCUGAAAAUAUGGGAGUUUUUGUAUACCAAGGAAUAUGUUGUCGUAACGAUGAUGACUGGCAAAAGGGGUCUGAGUUCCGGCCCGAGAGGUUUCUGGACAGUGAGAGACAGUUCAUGACUACCCGUCCAAAGGCGUACAUCCCGUUCGGUGUGGGACGACGUGUUUGUUUGGGCGAGAAGUUAGCCAUCGCUGACCUCUUCCUAGUUUUGGUCAGAUUUCUGCAGUCGACCCAAGACUACGAUAUAGUCCUCGACAGUAAUUGUGGUAUUGAUGCCGACCCUAACAUCGCCGACGCUUUC
Oppiella nova is the source of this 488-nucleotide messenger RNA. The record is from the annotation of a GenBank genome assembly. NCBI's taxonomy places the organism in Eukaryota, Metazoa, Arthropoda, Arachnida, Sarcoptiformes, Oppiidae.